This is a messenger RNA of Zingiber officinale, 2516 nucleotides long. RefSeq names its product putative pentatricopeptide repeat-containing protein At5g40405. Gene Ontology annotation, biological process: RNA modification. The transcript has 2 exons. The record is from RefSeq and is a predicted model, not a curated record. NCBI's taxonomy places the organism in Eukaryota, Viridiplantae, Streptophyta, Magnoliopsida, Zingiberales, Zingiberaceae. Gene Ontology annotation, molecular function: RNA binding; zinc ion binding; protein binding. The coding region runs from base 103 to 1995 and encodes 630 amino acids.
AAAUAGGUUUUUUUUUUAAAAAAAUUACGAUAUUUAGGAAACUUGGGUAAAUAGCUGCGGGUUAAAAGGCACUUCCUCCUCGCGCUGUUCUUCUGCGAUGCGAUGAAAUUAUCACUGAGAAACAUCAUCGCCAGGCACAACCCUAUUGCGCUUCUCGACUCCUCCUCUACCUCCGCCUCCGCCUGCAAUCCCACCACCACCCUCGGCCAGGUCCUCCAAAUCCAUGGCCAGCUUCUCGUCCAUGGUCGCCUCCACGACCCCGACGUCUUCGAUCAGUUCGUCGCCGCCGUCGCCUUAGCCGCCGGCAUCGCUUCCCCGUUCCUCCUUCAGUACUCCCAUCGGCUUCUAGAUCACUCUCCGCACUCCGACAGCGUCUUCCUCCUCAACUCUCUGAUCCGCGCGCACAUCCGUGGCCCCGACCCCGGCCACGCCUUCCACUUCUACCGCCGCCUCCUCGGCUCCCUCUCCCCGGACCGCUUCACCUUCACCUUCCUCGUCAGCGCCUGCGUUAAGGCUGCUGCCUCCCCGUUCUCCGCGGCUUCCGUGCACGCCGCCGCCAUUCGCCGCGGCUUCGCCUCCGACCCGCACGUACACAGCGCCCUCAUCCGAAUGUACGCCGAGUUCGGCGACCUUGAAGCCGCCCUGCGCGUCUACUCCGAAGUACGCGACGCUGACACCGUCGCUCGCACCGCCAUGCUGGGGGCCCUCGCUGCCGCCGGUGAAAUUGACCACGCCCGAGAACUGUUCGACGAUAUGCCAAGCCGAGAUCCCAUCGCGUGGAACGCCAUGAUCGCUGGGUAUUCGCAGGUUGGCCGAUCGAGAGAGGCGCUGCAACUGUUCUCAUCUAUGCAAUUGGAAGGCAUGAGAGUGAGCGAGGCGACAUUGGUGUCGGUCCUCACUGCGUGCGGCCAUCUGGGCGCCCUGGAUCAGGGCAAGUGGGCGCACUCCUACUUGCAAAGAAACAGGCUCCGUAUCACAGUGACGCUGGGUACGGCCCUCGUGGACAUGUACUCCAAGUGCGGCGACACGGAGUGGGCUAUGGAGGUCUUCUGGAGGAUGCAGGAGAAGAACGUCUACACCUGGAGCAGUGCGAUGAGCGGGCUGGCAAUGAAUGGUGCCGGCAAAGAAUGCCUCAAGCUGUUCGACCAGAUGAAGGAGCUGGGCUUGCUGCCCAAUGGUGUGACUUUCAUCUCUGUCCUUCGAGGAUGUAGUGUGGCCGGGUUGGUCGAGGAGGGUCGGCAGCACUUCGACUCGAUGCAUGAAAAGUAUGGAAUAAAUCCAUGGCGCGAGCACUAUGGUUGCAUGGUGGACUUGUAUGGGAGAGCUGGCCUGUUGGAUGAUGCUGUUGAUUUCAUCAACAAUAUGCCCAUUGAACCACAUGCUGGUGCUUGGGGAGCUCUGCUCAAUGCCUGCAGGAUACAUAGGAACAUUGAAUUGGGCGAGUAUGCUAUGAAAAAGCUAGUGGAGGUGGAGUCGAGAAACGAUUCGGCAUAUGUCCUCAUGUCGAACAUGUAUGCUGAGUCAAGGAACUGGGAAGGAGUUAACGAUGUGAGGGAGUCUAUGAAAGGCAAAGGGGUAAGGAAAGAGCCAGGCUGCAGUGUGAUGGAGGUUGGCGGUGAGGUCCAUGAGUUCUUUGUAGGGGGCAAGUCGCAUCCCAGAUACAAGGAAAUUGUGUUGAUGCUGCAAGAGAUAUCAAGGAAGUUGAGAUUGGCUGGGUAUACAGCUAAGACAAACGAGGUGAUGUUCAAUAUUGAAGAAGAGGAGAAAGAGGAUGCUCUGCGCUUGCACAGUGAGAAAUUGGCCAUUGCAUUUGGGCUGAUUGCGCUGGAUGAAGGCACCUGCAUCAGGAUUGUGAAAAACUUAAGAGUGUGCUGGGAUUGCCAUGAUACAAGCAAGUUGAUAUCGAGGGUGUUCCAGAGGGAGAUCAUCCUGAGAGACAGGAACCGAUUUCACCACUUCAAAGAUGGCACUUGUUCCUGCAAGGACUUCUGGUGAUGCAGGAUUAUCAUAUUGGAAAUGUAUGAUCAGUCCAGCUUUAUCAGAAGGGACUCUAUUUGACUGUCUUUGCAUACUUGAAGCUGAUAGUUGGUUGCCGCUUGUUCUUAGUCUCAAAAUCUCGACGAGGACAUGGAGAACAUGGGCGUUCAUGGCCUUCUGGCACAAUUUGUAGCGUCGAAGCAAUGAAUUUGCUGUUGCUGCCAACGAUAGAAAGAUGCUGCUGAAGCUUUAAAUUCAAAGGAAAAUGAGGCUCCUUUGCCUGCGAUGGUGUACUUUAAGAAGAUGUUUUGCUGAGUCACAAACCUACCUGCCAAUUGAUCCAAUCUAGGAGAAUUGAAUGAUGGAAUAAAUAUCUUUCGUCAAUUGAAAUGGUUUGAAGUUAUAUCUCUGGUGCAUUAGUGUCUUUGAUGCAACAUUGCUGAUGUGGCUAUAAAUCGUUAAUGCAGGAUUAGAGAUCUCAUCCUAUUCCCUAAUCUAGAUGUACCAUUCUAAGAUCCCAUGACAUUCAGCAACAGGAU